Molecule: messenger RNA, 1655 nt
Organism: Electrophorus electricus (electric eel)
Lineage: Eukaryota; Metazoa; Chordata; Actinopteri; Gymnotiformes; Gymnotidae
Gene: rgs9bp
Product: regulator of G protein signaling 9 binding protein
Source: RefSeq, a predicted model, not a curated record
GCCUGAGGCAGGAGCUUCGGCAGACUCGCGAACGCACCCAGACGAUGGUGCAAUCCUGCCGCGACCACCUAACGGCCCGGCUGCGGGACAGAUCCCUUCCUGACCAGGAGAGGAGGGAAGCUGAGCUGCAGUGGGUGGCCUUCUCUUCCUGCCUGGAGCUCUUUCACGCAGACAUGUGCAAGGUCUACCACAUGGGCAACACUUUCUCCGUGGCAAACUACAGUUACAUGGUGUGGACAGGUAUGCAGGCUGAUUGCCUAUGUGCAGGAGGCACAAGCGAAAUAGCAGCCCGCGCCCUGAGCUUGCCUGAACUGCAGGAGGAUGCCGGCGAGGAGGACCUGGAGCAGACUCAGCUGGAGGAGGACAUAGCGCACGUGGACCGCACCUUGCAGGACAUGGAGCAGAAGGUGAAUGUGCUGCACUGGACGGUGGAGGCGCAGGGGCCUCUCUACGCCGAACCGCUCAGCAGUGACAGCACCUCGUCUGCGCUCCUGUCCGUGGACGAGGAGGCACCCGGGGGUCUCUGCAACCACACCCACCUGUCCGCAGUGCUGUUGCUGUGUGGUGUGGCCGCCAUGGCCGUGGCGCUGUCGGUGAGCGUGGCGCUCCUGGCCUGAGGUGUGGAUGGGGUUGGCCGUUCAAGCGCAUUGCCUGCCAGAGAAGUGUUUUGUUUGUUGUCUUCUCAAAAGUGAUCAGCCAAUUAAAUGAUCCUGCAAGCAAAUGAUUGAUCACAGCAGGUUACAAGGCAAAAAAUGAGUUGGUUUGAGGGACUAGAAAACAUACACAGAACACACUGCUGUAAUAAAGAUACAACGUAGUGGCGUUUUGUCUAGGGGGGGGCUGUACUGUAAAUAACAGUACACAAGAGAUUUAUUUUUCAGUGAACCUUUUUCAAAAGCUGUGCAGAAAGCAUUUCAAGAGAGCUAUCAAAUGUGGAACCACUCACUGAUGGACCUGAGUGUGGCUCAUCUUAUGCAGUGGUGUAAAACAGCUUAAAAUGACUUACUACAGGAAAAAAGUGGAUUCCGUUUUGGUCUCACUGUCUGUUGUUAUUUACUUCCAUUGCAGUGUAGAAUUCAUAUCCCACAAAAAGUACAUCAACACACUCCCUGUGAACCAUGUAACUGCUUCACACCAUUCUGUGUUUUUUCCACUAGUGAAGGAAGCACACAAAUCUGAGAGCUACCAAGAACACUGGCCAUUUCAUCUCAAAGAUUUCUACAGCAUGAGAAGCUGGUUAAUAGCAGAUAAUAAUGGUCUUUGUUUAUCCUUUAAAGCUUGAUAGAAAGCACGGUCAACCUUCAUAGCUUUAAGCAUUUCUAUGUCCAUAAUUAAAAUAGUGCUACUCACUGGUAAGUUCAAAUGUAUACAGUUUAAUGGGUAAAGCAAUUAAUGCUUAUUCUGUUCACUAAUUGAAGGUAAACAUAGAAGCCAAAGCUAAUAUAGUUAUCCGUUAAGAUGAUUGUGGACUUUUAUGGACUUGUUUAACUAUGUAAUCAAACAGCAUUAAGUAGGCUAUCAAGGAUUUGUUAAUCUUGUACAAUGGAGUAAAGCAAUUAGUUUUUUUUUCAGGCAACACUUACUGGAGGCUCCAUUAGUAUGCUUAUAAUAUAUUUUACUGCCUGUAUUGUAUUAAAAUAAAUACCUAGUAUUUA